AGUAUUCCCAAAUAUUAUGUCAUUAUCAGAAGACACUAUGGCAAGGUACCUGCCCUCUCCACCCCCGUAGGAAAAAUGAGCAAGAGUAAAUCAACCACUGGUGUGUUGAAAAAACGACUUGUCAUCAUGCCUAGUUUCUUUCUAAGAAUCCAGAUUUUUCCAUUCAGCUUAGACACCUCCAACCCUACCAGUAUUUAAAUGCCACCAGCAUGCCUUCCUUCCUUAACUAGAAAACUUUUGAUCAAGGUUUGGAUAUCCAGAAAUCUCUUAAGAAAUGGACACGGGACCCUAUUUACAAGAAUGGGAAGGGUAUGUAGACUGGAGAAAUAGACCAGCCUUGAAGGGCCGCCAUGGUGGUGUUCUUGCUGUAUCUUUUGUCUUGGUUGUAGAGAUAGUGGAGAACCUAGCAUACCUGGCGAAUGCAAGCAACCUAGUGCUUUACCUGUCAAAAUUCAUGCAUUUCUCUCCAUCUAGUUCAGCCAACAUUGUCACCAACUUCAUGGGCACAUCAUUCUUCCUUGCUCUCCUUGGUGGGUUUUUGUCUGAUGCCAUCUUCACCACCUACUCCAUCUUUCUAAUAAGUGCAACAAUUGAAUUUUUGGGUCUGUUGAUGCUCACAGUUCAAGCACAGAUACCUUCUCUGAAACCAUCAGUUUGUUCAUCACCUAACAGAAACACCCCUUGUCAUGAAGUCAAAGGUUCGAAGGCAGCAAUGUUAUUUGCUGGCCUCUAUCUGGUGGCACUUGGUGUUGGAGGAAUCAAAGGUUCACUUCCUCCACAUGGAGCUGAACAAUUUGAUGAGCAAACCCCACGGGGAAGGAAGCAGAGAUCAACCUUUUUUAAUUACUAUGUGUUCUGCCUUUCUUGUGGAGCACUAAUUGCAGUUACAUUUGUGGUGUGGAUUGAAGACAAUAAAGGCUGGCAAUGGGGGUUUGGUAUUGCCACUAUAAUGAUAUUAGCCUCCAUUGUAGUUUUUCUCCUAGGCUCUGCAACUUACAGGAACAAAGUCCCUACAGGAAGCCCCAUUACAACCAUCUUCAAGGUCCUGGCUGCAGCACUGUGCAAUUCUUUUCUUCGUAAGAAUCCUAGAAAUGCUAUUGCUAGCAUGAGUGGAACUGAGACUAGUGAUGAAGAAGGGCGCUCUAAAGCAAAGGCAGAAAUUCAGAAUGCAACGGAGGAUCAUGGAUUCCUUAACAAAGCAGCAAUCGAGAAGCCAGAGUUCCCAUCACUAUAUUGUACUGUCAAAGAAGUAGAAGAAGUUAAGAUAGUCCUCAGAAUACUGCCCAUAUUCAUGUCUACUAUUAUGCUGAACUGCUGCCUAGCUCAGCUGUCCACAUUUUCAGUCCAGCAAGCAGCCACCAUGAACACAAAGAUUGGCUCUUUAAGGAUUCCACCAGCUUCUCUUCCAGUGUUUCCAGUUCUCUUUGUCAUGGUACUAGCACUAGUGUACAACCAUAUAAUCAUCCCAUUUGCUAGGAAGAUCACCAAGAGUGAAAUGGGCAUAACUCAUUUACAAAGAAUUGGUACUGGUCUAGUCCUCUCUAUCGUGGCCAUGGCCAUUGCAGCUCUUGUGGAGUCAAAGAGGAAAAGAGUGGCAAUGCAAACUGGACUGGUGAAUUCUAAAGAACCUCUUCCGAUCACAUUCCUCUGGGUGGCUUUGCAGUAUUUAUUCCUAGGCUCAGCUGAUCUCUUCAGCCUCGCUGGACUGAUGGAAUUCUUCUUUACAGAGGCACCAUUUAGCAUGCGAUCACUGGCAACAGCUCUCUCCUGGGCCUCACUAGCCAUGGGUUACUUUCUCAGCUCAGUGCUUGUAUCAAUUGUCAACCGCAUAACUGGGACCUUUCGGCACACACCCUGGCUAUACGGCAACAACUUAAAUCAUUAUCAUCUGGAAAGAUUUUACUGGUUGAUGUGCAUACUGAGUGGAUUGAAUUUCUUACACUAUCUCUUUUGGGCCUACCGCUACAAGUACAGAUCAUCCAAGCAUGAAGAAGACACAAAUUCAAACAAUAACAUGUCAUAAUAUAUGGGCUCAAUAAUCCUUGUCAUGAUGGAGCUUAGCUUCUUCACCACCCACAGUACUUCAUGGUAUUAUCAGUACCUAUAUAUUGAUGAUAUAUUAACAGCUCUAUUUCGGUAUUUUAGGCAUGUAUGCUCUUAAUAUUGAUAUAUUACCAUCUGCAGUUGUCUGAUUUGGAGUAA
Molecule: messenger RNA, 2202 nt
Organism: Ipomoea triloba (trilobed morning glory)
Lineage: Eukaryota; Viridiplantae; Streptophyta; Magnoliopsida; Solanales; Convolvulaceae
Product: protein NRT1/ PTR FAMILY 4.6-like
Exons: 5
Coding region: 275-2023 (582 amino acids)
Biological process (GO): transmembrane transport
Cellular component (GO): membrane
Molecular function (GO): transmembrane transporter activity
Source: RefSeq, a predicted model, not a curated record